GUAGAUUUGUUGAGUUAAAUAUACAAGCGCGAGCACGCGCGUGUAGUUGCCCCUGAGACGUCGUCGAGGAUGGAUGUCGAAGCUUUGAUAUGCUCCAUCCAAGCCGUGCCGGCUAUCUGGGACGCCUCGCACCCCAAGCACAGUGAUCGUCAGUACAUCAAUGACAGCUGGUCGCAGAUAUGUGAUGCAUUGGGUAUUCCAGAAUCUGUCGCCCGAAAGAAGUAUAAUAGCCUCAGAGACCACUCCCGGACAGAACUGAAAAAAGUUCCCCAUGUAAAGUCAGGAGACCCUGGAUUACUUCCAGAGGAGUACACCAGUAUAUGGCCUUUCUUCAAAAUGAUGUUUUUCCUCAAAGAUCAGAUGCUUGGACGAAAAAUAAGUGGUAAUUUGA
Molecule: messenger RNA, 391 nt
Organism: Hyalella azteca
Lineage: Eukaryota; Metazoa; Arthropoda; Malacostraca; Amphipoda; Hyalellidae
Product: transcription factor Adf-1-like
Biological process (GO): regulation of transcription by RNA polymerase II
Cellular component (GO): nucleus; transcription regulator complex
Source: RefSeq, a predicted model, not a curated record